This is a messenger RNA of Orycteropus afer afer, 1754 nucleotides long. The record is from RefSeq and is a predicted model, not a curated record. Lineage: Eukaryota; Metazoa; Chordata; Mammalia; Tubulidentata; Orycteropodidae.
UGUGCAGAAUGUCAGCAGAUGAGCAGAAAUUCUCACCUCCAGUUUUGCCAAAUGACUCCGAUCGAGGCAGUUCUGUCUCAUCAGAUCUUCAGGAAGAGUAUGAAGAACUCCUUCGUUAUGCUGUAGUGACACCAAAUAUUGAAUCAAGUACUCCACAGUCAUCUCAUCCUAAGGGAGAAGUGGUGCCAGAUGUUAGAAUUCCUACUAUAAUUGAUGAUAUUCUUCAUGAUCAAGGAAAUAACCUUGUAGCAAGAGAAACUGGGAUGGAAAUUGGAAAAGGAUGUGAUUUAAGUGCAUCAAGUCAUUCAAAGACAGAUGGGUCAUCACCAGUGUCAUCACCAAGGAAGCUCAUUCACCCAGUCAUGGAUUUUUUCAGUUCACAUCUUUUAGAUGACUCUUCCUCACCAGCAUCCAAUUCUAGUCAUGUGACACACGUCCAAGAAGUAGUUGUGAAUGAUUUUCUUAUUUCUGAUGAAAACCUUCAGAAGAUAGAAAAUGUGUUUGAUCUUUGGAGUUCAAGUCUUAAGACAAAUGUCAUAUCUGAACUAAGUAAGUGGAAACUUAAUUUUAUUGACUGGCAUCGAAUGGAAAUGAGAAAGGAGAAAGAGAAACAUGCAGCACAUUUAAAACAAUUGUACAACCAGAUCAAUGACUUGAAGGAGCUGCAAAAAACUUAUGAAGUCUCCAUUGGGAGAAAAGAUGAGGUGAUAUCUAGCUUGUCUCAUGCCAUAGGCAAGCAAAAGGAAAGGAUAGAGUUGAUGAGAACAUUCUUCUACUGGCGAAUUGGCCAUGUCAAAUCCAGACAGGAUGUUUAUGAAGGUAAACUAGCUGACCAGUACUUCCGGAGAGCUCUAUUGAGAAAAGUCUGGAAAGCCUGGCAUUCCACGAUACAGAAGCAGUGGAAAGAUGUGGUGGAACGAGCUUGUCAAGCCAGAGCUGAAGAAGUUUGUGUCCAGAUUUCCAAUGAUUAUGAAAACAAAGUUGCUAUGUUAUCUGGAGCUUUAGAGAAUGCAAAAGCUGAGAUCCAAAGAAUGCAGCAUGAAAAAGAGCACUUUGAAGAUUCCAUGAAAAAAGCUUUCAUGAGGGGUGUGUGUGCAUUAAAUCUUGAAGCCAUGACUAUGUUUCAAAACAGAAAUGAUACAGGGCUGGACAUCACAAGUAAUAAAAAGGAAGACCAUGGUUCUGGUGUUCAAGUGAAAGAAUCUUCUGCUCAUUUGGAUUCUUCAGCUCCUCUCAUGCCCUCUAUGGUUCUGCCACCACCAUGGCCGCCAACACCAGCAGCAGCAGGGACGGUAGGGACGGCUAAUACUGCUGCCAUCCCAUCUGCUGCUUCCAUUACUUCUGCUGGGGCUGCUUCUACCUCUUCUGCACACGUUCCUGUUUCUAUUCCUGUUGUCGCAGGCUCUGCAGCUCCUGCUGCACCUGAAGAAAUGUACAUGCCAAGAGUUGUGACAUCUGCACAACAGAAAGCUGGAAGAACAAUUACAGCCCGAGUCACGGGGAGAUGUGAUUUUGCUUCAAAAAAUAGAAUUAGUAGCGGUUUAGCUAUCAUGGGAGUUUCUCCUCCCAUGAGCUCAGUUGUUGUGGAAAAGCAUCAUCCGGUCACAAUGCAAACCAUUCCUCAAGCUACUGCAGCAAAAUAUCCCCGGGCCAUUCCUCCUGAGAGUGGUACCUCGGCGUCCAGAUCUCUGGGAACCAGAUCAACUCACACCCAGUCUCUUACAAGUAUACAGUCCAUAAAAGUAGUUGACUAG